AUGGGCCCCAAGAAGGGCGAGACCGGUCGUGGACUGUCGAGGCUUGAGCAACCUGGCAGCAUCCCAGCCCGCGUGCCUCCUUCGUGUGGCAUGACAGCUAGGCACCGAAAGGGUGUUACAGCUGAACGAUCGUUAUUAGUAUUAUCUGUGGAGUGUUUUUUGCAGACGAGGUUUACCUUGGGACAAAAUUUGGCUGUGGGUCAGAUAGAUAUAAACCAUUGCUGCUCCGCGCUUAUUGACCACUUAUGA
Messenger RNA from Opisthorchis viverrini, 249 nucleotides. RefSeq lists its product as hypothetical. Bases 1 to 249 code for a protein of 82 amino acids. NCBI's taxonomy places the organism in Eukaryota, Metazoa, Platyhelminthes, Trematoda, Opisthorchiida, Opisthorchiidae. The record is from RefSeq and is a predicted model, not a curated record. The transcript has 2 exons.